Molecule: messenger RNA, 1523 nt
Organism: Scomber japonicus (chub mackerel)
Lineage: Eukaryota; Metazoa; Chordata; Actinopteri; Scombriformes; Scombridae
Product: aromatase-like
Exons: 9
Coding region: 1-1515 (504 amino acids)
Molecular function (GO): oxidoreductase activity, acting on paired donors, with incorporation or reduction of molecular oxygen; heme binding; iron ion binding
Source: RefSeq, a predicted model, not a curated record
AUGAGAAAGAUGCUGCCCCUGGAGACGCUCACCGUCUGCCCUAUGGUGGUUAAUUCAGUGUCUGAAGCCGUCACUCUCCUGCUUCUACUCCUGCUCCUGCUGCUCCUCACCGUCUGGAGCCGAAUAAAGCGGUCACACAUACCAGGUCCUUCCUUCUUGGCAGGACUCGGACCGAUUCUCUCCUACAGCAGGUUCAUCUGGAUGGGGAUAGGGACAGCAUGCAACUACUACAACAACAAAUACGGCAGCAUUGUGCGCGUCUGGAUUAAUGGCGAGGAGACCCUCAUUCUUAGCAAGUGCUCUGCAGUGUACCAUGUUCUGAGGAGCGCCCACUACACAGCCAGAUUUGGGAACAAAAAGGGGCUGGAGUGUAUUGGGAUGGAAGGGAGAGGUAUCAUUUUCAACAGUGAUGUGCCACUCUGGAAAAAAGUGAGGACCUAUUUUUCUAAAGCUUUAACAGGCCCCAGCCUCCAGAGGACAGUGGCAGUCUGCGUGAGCUCCACAGCCAAACACCUGGACAGCCUGCAGGAGAUGACCGACCCCUCCGGACAUGUGGACGCUCUCAAUCUGCUGAGAGCCAUAAUGGUGGACGUCUCCAACAAGUUAUUCCUCAGGGUGCCGCUCAACGAGAAGGACUUGCUGAUGAAAAUCCACAACUAUUUUGAGACCUGGCAAACAGUUUUGAUUAAGCCUGAUAUAUUUUUUAAAGUUGGAUGGCUGUACAACAAACAUAAAAGAGCAGCUCAAGAGCUACAAGAUGUGAUGGAGCGCCUUCUUGAAAUUAAAAGAAAGAAAAUUAAGGAAUCAGAGAAGCUGGAUGAUGAUCGUGACUUUGCAACAGAGCUGAUCUUUUCCCAGAACCACGGAGAGCUCUCAGCAGAUAACGUGAGGCAGUGCGUGCUGGAGAUGGUCAUCGCAGCACCUGACACACUUUCCAUCAGCCUCUUUUUCAUGCUGAUGCUGCUGAAACAAAACCCGGACGUAGAGCUGAAAAUAGUAGAGGAGAUGAACUCUGUCGUGGGUGAUAAAGGAGGAGAAAACAUUGAUUAUCAAAGCCUGAAAGUGCUGGAGAGCUUCAUCAACGAGUGUUUGAGGUUUCAUCCUGUGGUUGAUUUCACAAUGCGAAAAGCUCUGGAAGACGACAACAUCGAAGGCACAGAGAUUAAGAAAGGAACCAACAUCAUUCUCAACAUUGGUCUUAUGCACAAGACUGAAUUCUUCCCAAACCCCAAAGAGUUUUGCUUGACAAACUUUGACAAAACAGUGCCCAGUCGUUUCUUCCAGCCCUUUGGCUGCGGGCCUCGUUCCUGUGUGGGCAAACACAUCGCCAUGGUGAUGAUGAAGGCCAUCUUGGUCACUCUGUUGUCUCGUUACACUGUGUGUCCUCGCCGAGGCUGCACCCUCAGCAGCAUCAAGCAGACCAACAACCUAUCACAGCAGCCGGUGGAGGACGACCACAGCCUGGCCAUGCGCUUCAUCCCUCGAGCGACACCACCUCAACACACUCAACAGUGACACACAAC